Molecule: messenger RNA, 798 nt
Organism: Brettanomyces bruxellensis
Lineage: Eukaryota; Fungi; Ascomycota; Pichiomycetes; Pichiales; Pichiaceae
Exons: 1
Coding region: 1-798 (265 amino acids)
Biological process (GO): positive regulation of ubiquitin-protein transferase activity; protein neddylation
Cellular component (GO): ubiquitin ligase complex
Molecular function (GO): ubiquitin conjugating enzyme binding; ubiquitin-like protein binding; cullin family protein binding
Source: RefSeq, a predicted model, not a curated record
AUGCGGUCCACAUCAUCUGCAAUUAAUGACUUUUUGGAGGUUGCGGGAAUCGACUCGCCAGAAAUUGCAUCGUUCUUUUUGAAGCGAAAUCAUAACAGACUUACCGCGUCUAUAAAUGAUUACUUCAGUAACCCUCGCUUGGUAGAACAAGCGACACAAAGUUUGGAACAGAGGAAAAAUUCGAAAUCAAUUGCAUCCAGCCCAAAGCUAAAGGGAAUAUUUGAUAAAUAUAAGGAAGCAGAGCCGGAUCCCACCGGGAAAUAUUACAUAGGAGUUGACGGAACGCUUCAAUACCUAAAAGAUCUUGAAUAUGAACCCGAGGAUACAAUCGUUUUGUGCCUGGCAAAUUUCUUAGAGUCAGAGUCAGUUGGAGAUUUUAGGGAAGAACCUUUUAUGAGAAAAUGGUCAGCAGUUGGCUGUGAUACAUUAGAGAAGAUGAGAAAGUUUAUGGACAGUACUCUGAAACCAAAGCUUGUCAGUGAUCCCAAGUACUUUACGGAGAUUUAUCAGUACACAUUCAGAUUCAUUUUAGACAAGGGAGAGAAAAAGUUACCGCUAGAUUUUGCGGCUGAAUACUGGCGUCUAUUGAUACCCAAACAAUACUUCACUGAACUAGAUAAAUUCACUCAUUUCAUGCACGUGAGCCACAAAAUGAAGGUUUCACGAGAUCAAUGGAAUAUGCUGUUGCCUUUUCUUGAGGCUUACCAUGAAGAUUCAGAGUUGAAGAAUUAUGAUGAAAGCCAAUCCUGGCCUCUUUUAAUGGAUGAAUUUUACGAAUUUAUAAAAGGUGAGCAAUGA